AUAGCUGUUGCAUCCAGUGCCUCGUAAUCAGUACACUGGUGUAGCUCGCACAAUCCACAGCGCGGUUUGGAAGGAUCCGAAAUAAUAAGUUUGAAAAAUCGGUUGUGCUAAGUGAAAUAUCAUAACUAUGUUUAAAUUGGCAGUGUUUGGUAUCGUUCUGGCGAUUAUUAGUCACAGCGAUGCUCAAUGUCCCGAUAAUCCGUGCGGGAUACAGGCCUCGUGCCGGUUAAACUCCGCCGGGAUUCCGGUAUGCUCCUGUCCGUUCGGAUACUUGGGCGAUCCGUUCAAAGAAUGCGUACGGCCAGAGUGCGUGAGCGACGGUGACUGUACCGAGUUCCAGGGCUGCCGCAAGGGAAAAUGUGUCGACCCGUGUAUUUACAGCUGCGGUACCAAUGCGGCAUGCUCGACCAAACAUCACGUUCCGGUUUGCUACUGUCCCGAAGGUUCCACCGGCAGUCCAUUCGAGCGAUGUGAUCCAUUGUAGAAGAGCUCGCAGUUUCGGUUCGUGUUUGUUAAAGUUAUGUUUGUAAAUGAAUACCAUUUAAUGAAAAUCGAUACAGUUUUGUUUACCA
Messenger RNA from Anopheles coluzzii, 572 nucleotides. RefSeq names its product delta-like protein A. NCBI's taxonomy places the organism in Eukaryota, Metazoa, Arthropoda, Insecta, Diptera, Culicidae. Bases 128 to 484 code for a protein of 118 amino acids. The transcript is spliced from 4 exons. The record is from RefSeq and is a predicted model, not a curated record.